This is a messenger RNA of Eruca vesicaria subsp. sativa (arugula), 303 nucleotides long. Lineage: Eukaryota; Viridiplantae; Streptophyta; Magnoliopsida; Brassicales; Brassicaceae. The record is from the annotation of a GenBank genome assembly.
AUGAGCCUGAACUGCCUUGCAUGCCACAUCCUGCAAAGAUCAAACUCGGACAUAGAUUCAAACAUUACUGAAAACUUUGUAACUUCAGGGUAUAAAAAGGUGGGAAGGAAAAUACCAACUUUGCCCGCCGUGAGACGGGUCAAAACAGGACAUCGCAGGCUACAUAGCGCGGGGACCAUUGUCUAUGGGGAUCUUGACGAGCCGAAGCUGGUCAGAAGCAGUGGGAUUAGAAGGGAUUGGAGCUUUGAGGAUCUAAAGAAUCAAAGUGAUCAGAUAAGAAUUGUAGAGACAAUAAAGGAAUAA